AUGUCCAUUCAUCAUGAUUCAGAGCUCAUUGAGCAAGUGGUGACUUCGACACCGCUCCUGGACACGCAGGACUUCUACGUCGUCAAGGAUGAGAAGCAGAACCCCAUGGUGUUUUCCAUUGGCACUCAUGGUGUGCUGUACCUCAUCAAACAAGACGAAUUGGGGCGAAACCAGCUGAUCAACCUCAGCGAAAAGCUGAGCAUCCCGGCGGAGCAUGAGGCCACAGCACUUGGAGUAUAUCAGGACACCGAUCUGACUCUGAACCUCGUGUUCGCCCACGGAGAGCCAAAGGGCCUGUCUCAGUUAGUCGUCCUGCGCAGACUGAAGCCCGAAGCUUUUGAUAAGGACAUCGACAAGCUACUAGACCAUGCUGUCCAGGGUCAGGACAACACCAUCCAGGGCCAGAUAUAUGGUCUCCUGAUUGGCCGAGGCUCAGAUGACGACCAUCCCCUUGCGGUAGCAAGGUUCAGAAAGGUCGAUUCUCCCGAAAACGAUAUAUGUCGCCUUGAUAUCGACUACAAGGCUUCUUCAUGGUCCGUCAAGACUGAUCUUGAGAUGCCUUGCAACCCAAGACAGAUCAUCAGCCUCUGCCCUGGUACAUUGCCUGGGGGUGGCGGGACCUUUGGAGUCUUCGUCCUGUUCAGGAUCAGUGAGGUUCUUCGGCUCAGCUUCACCGGACUGGGCGGUCAGAGUGUUGAAGGUUACUACUCCCAUGUCAACUAUCACCUGCCAGUUCCCCCAGGUGCAUCUGAUCUUGCCACCGUCAGGACAUCGAUGGGCCGGACCGAUCUUCUCGUUUCCGCGGAAAAUGGAAUCCACCGUAUUCCAGCCCGAGACUGUGCAAGAGGUUCAACAAAGUUGCCUGACACCAGUCUGGUUGCCUCAGCGGACUGCCUCCGAGGAUUGAAACAAAUCCAUGCUGCACAGUCUGGCUCCUUGAUUUCCGUCUUCACUCGCAACAAUGACGGCGUGAUAGCGUACACUCAAUUCAAGAUUGGACCUUCAGAAAGCCCCGCGGUUGACGCCUUCGAGAGACACAGCGAUGCCAACCAGGUCCUUGACGGAGGUGUGCGCUUUGCUGCCUCGGUCAACGAAACCACUCAGUCCCAGCAAAUGUUCGUUCUCGGCGACGAAGACCAUCCGAGAAUGCGAGUUCUGUACCAGUCGGGUGACUCCAGUCUUUGGACAACUGGUGACUUCAGCGUCCCAGCGAUCAAGACACAUCGAGAAGUGUUCACUUACACGACUCACAUCAAGAUCUAUCCUGGUGCUGGGGGCCGAUCUCCAGCUGAUGGGCUGGAAGUUGACCUCAGUGCAUCCAGUACAUGUCUCGCAACUGUGAACGGCCGAACAAUUGAGCUUAGCCGACUGCCAGUCAAAGUCAAGGCCGAUGUGAUGGGAACCCUAACGGUGAUUCAAGAGAUUGAUGACCUGAAUGUACCGAGCUUGCGAGUUUCGGGCGUUCCAGGAUGCGAGACGACGUACAUCGAUCCCUCUCGAAAAGUUCUGGACUUCUUUAGCAAGAUCAAGUCCGGCGAUGACUUGCAGAAUGCCCACCUUCCGAAUGGCGAAAAGCUCUUGAGCGGAGGAUCGAAGAACGUCAACAUUGAAGGAGCUGCCGCGGCCAUCAAGUCAUUGUCUUCAAAGGGUGCCAGCAUGAAACUGGAAGCGCAGUUUACAGGUACCGAGAAGAACCAACCUGUCUCUUUGGAACAGCCCUCAGAACAACCCAAACUUGGAGAGGAGUCCAAUAUUAGCGGAGAGAAGCCAACUACGGGCAGUUGGGCAGUUUUUGACUGGCUCACCAGAUCUCUCGAGUCUGUGAGAGACAUCUUCGUAGACGGUUGGCAUCUUGUUGUCAAGAUUGGAAAGAAGGUCUGGAAAUUCCUGGUCCAAACAUACGAGCAUGUGAUGAAAGGCCUCAGGAAGGCCCUCGAGUGGCUGGGUGAGGGUCUGAAGAAGAUAUGGAACGGGUUGAAGUUUCUCUUCGCCUGGGGUGAUAUCAAGGAGACCCACAACAUCUUCCGCGACUAUUUCGAAGGGUUCGUUGAUACUGCUGUCAAGGCAGUACUUCUCUUUGGUGAUAAGGCGGUGUCGUAUCUUGAUGAACUAGAGGAGAGCCUUAGCAAGAAUUGCAACACAACCCAGCUGCCACCCGAAGUAGACCGUCCUGUCGAUCACGACGGCAAUGGCCAAAAAGGGAAGGAGCCGAGCCAAAUGGAGAAAGCUUUCCACUCACCAGGGGGAAACUAUGCGAACCAUCAUGCCCAGCACAACCCUGAGGUCCGUCAAGCCAUGGAGUCUGCAAAAAAGAAGAUCGAGGAUGACGACCUGACGAAGAUCGUGGCAGCUCUCGAAGAUCUCGUCAAGGAGUUUGCGGAGGGUGCGGGGGACAUUGGGUCCGCUUUGGUGUCACUCCUCGACCCGUCUCGAAAAGCAACUGUUUCCGAGGUUUUCUCCCAGCUCGGUAGUAAGCUCCUCACGAGACUUAUUGCAAUUGCGAGAGAUCUGAUUACGCUUUUCGUCCAGGUGGGAGCUAAACUCAUCCUCAUGGUGAAGAGUCUUGCCACGGCGACCAUCGAUAUCCCUGUCAUCUCCUGGUUGUGGUCGAAGAUAUCCGACCGACCUCUGUCGUUCCUUGAUGCCAUCACAAUGCUACUAGCAAUCCCUGGCACAAUUGCAUUCAAGAUAUGCCACGGUGUGAGCCCGAAACAGCAUCCAAGCUUCAAGGAGAUCCAGGCUGCCAAAACCGAGCUAGAUGCUGAGCUCGUUGGGCAUGAGCUCAUGGCCGCUCCCCAGCUAUUUGCGGUCGUGCAGCCCACCGCUUCCGAAACGAGUGAUAGUGGCGUCGCCUCAAAGGAAGAAAAGCCUAAAGACCCCAGCCCUGGGGAUGGAAAGAACCAACAGACCUUCGUCAGUAAGAUCAUGAAGCAUAGUCUUCUCCAGAAGAUUGCGAAGUGGCUGAAGGCGCAUUCUUAUAUUGUCGGUAUCAUCUACUUUGGAUACAGCUGCUACUCCCUUUUCAGCGAGGCAAAGGAGUGGUUGACGCCGAUGGGAAGUGCCUUCCCGAAUUUUGGUGCUCUGAAAGAAUGGGACAAGGGCGGCGCGGCAAAGUUUCUGUUCUCACUUGUGUUAUCUUUCCCUACGCCAGAUCCCGAUGAUCCGUCGCCCAGUUGGGGCCUCCAACUGACUGGUUGGGUGGUCUCCAUCUUCGCUGGCAUCAAGCAUUGCAGCCUUCGAAUCUUCAAGGGCAUGGUAACGAUGUUCUUCUCUGCUCUGCAAGCAGUCAUCUAUGCAGGAUGUGUGACUUGGGAUCAUGUGGCAGGGUACAGUAAGGCUGAUGGCGCCCUGAAGAUCAGCAAUACGUGUCUGGCCAAAGGUCAUGACUUUUUGUCUGGGUUGGCAACGUACCAGCCCGGGAAUUAUUACGUUAUGGGCGGAGCGGCGGCCGUAGGACUGACCUCCAUAGUGGUCGGGUCAAUCAUCAAAGCGCAAGACGCUGAGGUCAAGAUAGCCGAGUUCAUCUUCCAAACCUAAAGGACGCACUUGUUGCGGAAGCCGGGCAUAGCACAGGCAGGGAGAGGUAUGGGGAUAAGGUGG
Molecule: messenger RNA, 3600 nt
Organism: Neurospora tetraspora
Lineage: Eukaryota; Fungi; Ascomycota; Sordariomycetes; Sordariales; Sordariaceae
Exons: 2
Coding region: 1-3537 (1178 amino acids)
Source: RefSeq, a predicted model, not a curated record